Sinocyclocheilus anshuiensis is the source of this 1995-nucleotide messenger RNA. RefSeq lists its product as uncharacterized. NCBI's taxonomy places the organism in Eukaryota, Metazoa, Chordata, Actinopteri, Cypriniformes, Cyprinidae. Bases 112 to 462 code for a protein of 116 amino acids. The record is from RefSeq and is a predicted model, not a curated record. The transcript has 6 exons.
UGUGUGUGUGUGUGUGUGUGUGUGUGAGAGAGACUGUGUGAGCCGACGCCAGUGGACCAAGCGGGUCACUUCUGACAAGUGAGAUGGUGAGAGGGGGGAGGGAGUGAGGCCAUGGGCUGCACCUCGGCUAAGCAGGUGUCGGCUGUGCCCAACGACGAAGAGGGCCGGGGCAAAGCCUACAGCAACGGAGACCUCUUCACUGAUGAAUAUAAGAUGAAGGGAGUGGAGGAGGUGAAGUACAUGCGUGGAGAAGAAGACCGAGUAAACGCACGCAACCAGGAGAACCUGGAGAAGAGCUUGACGCAGCACAGGACCAAACAGCACAAAGAGGUGCCUGGGCCCAGCGCCAACAAGACGAACAUACAUACGUCAGAGAGUCAGCAGGAGUUCUUCAGAAUGCUGGAUGAGAAGAUUGAGAAGGGGCGGGAUUACUGCUCAGAGGAGGAGGAGGAUGUGACAUAGCAGAGAGGCGCCAGAUCUUGCCAGAGAUGGAAAUAGAGAGAGUGUGAACUCAAAAAAUCAGUGUUUCCUAUGUCUGUAACACUCUGUCGUUCUGAGAGCGAGUGUGCGUGCGAGUGCGUGAGAGCGUGUGCUUGUGAGAGCGAGAGAAUGCAGGACUUUUCCUUAUAGGCUGUUGCACCCUUGACCCCUUCUCCUCUCUUGGGGUUGCCUUGCUUGGAGAUCUAAAUGGUUUUGGGUGAAGAAAGAACAGCUUGAUUGAUGUAUUAUCAACACCGACUCACUCUGACGUGAAAUGAGGACCCCCGUCCCCCUCCGCACCUCUCCUCCUACGGCCAGCAUUGAAACGGCCCCCUUCCUCCGCCUGGCUGUGACGAAGCCAUCUGAGAGAGAGAAAGAGAGAUUAUGUCAAGGAGAGCGAGAUGAAAGGAUAUGGAGAGAAAAAAGAUGACAUGCCCCUCCCAGUCCUUGUUUUAAGUGGCAGGCCAGAGAAAAACUGACAUAUGGAGGAACCAGAAGAGAGCUUACGAACAUCCUCUAGAGAUAACGGGGAGUGAAUGUAAAGAUGGAGUGAUGUGGGUUUUUGGGGAGAGAAAUGAUUGAACGAGAGAUAUUUUAUGAAGAGCGACUAUAUGAACGAACUGGCUGAUUAUUUUGAUAUUUUGAUAGGAGCGUCGUGGCAAGUUUUUGAACAUUUGAGUAUGGACUCCUGCCUUUUGAAGGACCUAUUUUAAUUUGUCGAGAUUGAUUUGUUUGUUCCAUAAAUGUUUUUUUUUGUUUGUUUUUUUUGCUUAUUGCGUAGAUCAUACCUCUUUAAGCUUGUGCUGUAAAGGUCAGGGCUGUACGGUGACCCCAUAACACACUCGCUCUCUCUCUCACACACUCUCACACACACACACACACACACACACAUACACAGAGAAAGACUUAAAGCUAAAAUUAUCACCACACCCUCUUUCUACACACAGGUUCACACUUUCAUUUUGUAUAGCCUGCUAUUAUUUGUAAAUUUCUCUGAAAAUUAGUUACCCACACACACAUCCAAAUAUAUCCGUUACAGCCACCCGCAAACUGGCAGCAUUUAACUUAAAGAUCCGUAUUGACUGUUUAUGCUGCCCUUUAAUACAGGUAAUGGACUGUGAAGAGACUAUGGCAGAGAACUGGGGUUGUCUGUUUUGUUUUGUGUGUUUCGAGGGCUGUAUUUGUGUUAAUCUGUGUCAGAGAACCAGGUCUUACUGUGUUAAUGUUGUCAAAGGGAUGAGGUGUUUGUCUUAGGCCUGUAUGCGUUUAGCCAGUGUUUACCUCUAUUUCUCACCCUGCCUUUCUUACGCAAAAGUAUUCAGUCGUGCUGGCUAAAAUGAAUUCUCGUUGUCUCUUACAAUUCAUAGACAUUCUAGACUUAAACAGUAUGAGGUGGGGUGGGGUCACUUUGGGGGACACAACGCUGGCCAAGCAUCUGUCGUUAUGAUUACUGGAUUGAUUCCUUUUUAAUUUUUAUUUUCAAUGUUUUCUUUUUCUAUUAAAAUAUAAGACACA